Molecule: messenger RNA, 450 nt
Organism: Rotaria sp. Silwood1
Lineage: Eukaryota; Metazoa; Rotifera; Eurotatoria; Philodinida; Philodinidae
Source: the annotation of a GenBank genome assembly
AUGGCAAAAUCAUACAUAGUCGAUCAUCUCCAACAGUUCGAUAUUAAUCAAAAACAACUUGAAUUUGUUGUGGAACUAUUUGGAGAACAUGAUGAUUUGGCACGAGCUCGAUUUCAAUCCCGCCAUUCAAACCGCAAGAAAUAUAUAGCUACGGUGAGAUUUAAUGGGGAAAAUGAACAACCUAUAACUGGGUGGUUCUGUACAUGCUCCGUGGGUGGUCGCGAAGUAGGUAUGUGCUCUCAUAUUACAGCAUUACUUUGGCAUAUAGGAGUUGAAAGAGCUAUGGUACCUACAUCAACUCAUCCACUUUCAGCUUCAAAAUUACUUACCGCUAUCGAUGAUAGCAUGAAGUUUUCCGAUGAUGAAUAUAACUCUGACAAUGAUAUAAAUGAUUUGCGUGGAACAAUCGGAACAGCAAAUGCCACCAACGACACAGAACUGGAUUGGUGA